AGAACACCUUUGAUUGAGUUUGGAAGCAUCUCUUGGCCUGAAUUAAAGUGCUAUGGAGCAACUUUUGAGUCCCAGCAACAUGAGUGAAGAAUCUCAUAAAACUCGUAUAUGUGACAACCUGGAUGAGCUGAGAUGCCACUUUACUUGGAAGCUGGACAUAAAAUAUGAGCACAUGCAUGACUUAGAAAUCAAAAUCUCAGAGACUGAGUUCCUUGAUCCCAACUACAGCAUCGGGAUGCACAACCUCCUGGCCUACGUGAGGCACCUGAAAGAACAGCAGGAGGAAGCCCUGAAAAGCUUGCAUGAUGCUGAAGCCUUGAUCCAGAGCGAGCAGUUGAGCAAGAGAAGCCUGGUGACCUGGGGCAACUGUGCCUGGCUGCAUUACCACAUGGGCAAGUUGUCAGAAGCCCAGAUCUACCUGGACAAGGUGGAGAAGGUUUGCAAGGAAUUUUCAAGUCCCUUCCGCUACAGGCUGGAGUGUGCUGAGAUGGACUGUGAGGAAGGCUGGGCCUUGUGGAAGUGUGGCUCACAAAAUUAUACACGAGCCAUGGCCUGCUUUGAAAGGGCUCUGAAAGUGGAGCCAGAAAACCCUGAAUACAACACUGGCUAUGCAGUCGUAGCUUAUCACCUGGAUUACUAUGAUGGGAAUUCUCUACAACCCUUAAAGAAGGCUGUCAGCUUAAAACCAGAAGAUCCACACAUUAGAGUUCUCCUUGCCCUAAAGCUACAGGAUUUAGGAAAAACAGAUGAAGCAGAAAAACACAUUAAAGAAGCUACGCUCACAAUAUCCUCCCAGAACAAUAUCUUUGGAUAUGUAGCCAAAUUUUACCGAAGGAAAGGUUGUGCAGGGGAAGCUCUCGAGUUCCUUAAAAGAGCCUUGGAGAAAAAACCUUACUCUCCUUACUUGCAUUUCCAGAUUGGCCUUUGCCAUAAAACACAAUUUUUUCAAAUAAAAAAAGCUACAAGAAUUCAACCUAGCAGGGAGAAUAGAAAAAGAGCAGACCAAUCGUGCAAUUUGGCUAUAUGUCAUUUUAAAAAGGCUUUAGAGCUGAAACCCACAUAUGACAGAGCAUAUAUUGAUUUGGCUGAGGUGUACGCAAAAAAUCAUCAACUAAAAGAGGCAGAGGACAAUUUUCAGGAAGUGUUGAGCAUGAGUAACUUGGGAGAUUAUAUGCAGCAAGAAAUUCAUUUCCGGUAUGGCAACUUCCAACAAUACCAUAAGAAAUCAGAAGAGGCAGCCAUCACACAUUACUUAAAAGGCCUGAAAAUACAGGUAACUUCUUACUACAGGGAUAAACUUCUCAAGGCUUUGGAGGAACUGGCUGAAGGACGCAAGAAGGAUCACGUCCUGGAAAGCUUGAGCCUCCUUGGGCUCGUCUACAAACUGAGAGGGGACACAAGUGAAGCCAUGUCAUGUUAUGAGAAGGCCCUGAGGCUCACAGGAGCAGUGAACCCUGAGUUUUGAGGUAGAGCUUCUUGAGUGGCUUGUUAAGCGUGAGCAUGACUCCCUUUUCUAUGAUUCUUUUCCAGCUGUUGCCUUAACUAUAUAGAACCCCAUGAAGCAAGGUGCAGAUGAUGCCUUUUUUAUUGCUUGCUUUUCUACAACCCUAAUUUAUGGUGGAGGGCCUAUGAGUAUGUGACAAGCGUCUCCAUUCUCCUGCCACACAUGAUGGACAUUUUCCUUAUGAGUGUGCCUCUGGAUUGCAUCUCCUAUGACAUCAGUCUUCCAGUACCCUGAUCAAAGGACACUUGACGCAUUAUGGCUCAUUUUUCAUGGCAUCUUCCAAACUUCAGCAACAUCUGAAAGCAAAAUAAAUGAGGAAUGGUGAGCAUUAAAAGGGAGAGGAAUUCAAGAUAUUCUUAUAGUGUUUCAGUCCAUAGGACUAGUUUCAUAGGCUUUACUGCAGCCAGAACCUGAUGGUCAAUGACCCCCAUCCUAAUUAUCAAUGCAUCUUUUUGUAUACAAGUGUUUGAUUUCAGAUAAUUGUGGUGGAUUUCUGUGGUCUACAUAUAUUGGUAUUUAUUCACCACUAAGUAAGAUUUAAGGCUUCAGGACGAUAGAAUAAAGCAGUAACCUCUGUGGGAUGUGCCAACAACAACAACAACAACAAAAAUGACAAAAUUGCUACCUGACACUGUUCAGACUAUGGAGAGUUGUGUGAUACACCUUGUUGCUUUCCCAACCCUAUCAUAUUCAAUAAAAUCUGCUAAUAUCACAGACUUGUAAGUGUAUUUUUUGGCACAUUAAGAUCUGUAUUCUACGAUUGGAUGGAACCAGAGCACAGCAAAAUCAAACCGCAUAGGGCUAGGAGGGACAAAGCAAGGAAACUCUGGGAAUAUACACACUAUUGAAUCUUAAAGAAUACAGGGGAAGAGAGAAGAGGUUAGACAACCAGAAGGAUGUCUGAAAGACUCCUAAGUACUUGUAUUAGUUACCGUCUAUGUGAAAUGCUUAAUACCUGUAAGUCAGUGUG
Messenger RNA from Mus caroli (Ryukyu mouse), 2474 nucleotides. The record is from RefSeq and is a predicted model, not a curated record. Lineage: Eukaryota; Metazoa; Chordata; Mammalia; Rodentia; Muridae.